Molecule: messenger RNA, 1554 nt
Organism: Pyricularia oryzae 70-15
Lineage: Eukaryota; Fungi; Ascomycota; Sordariomycetes; Magnaporthales; Pyriculariaceae
Exons: 3
Coding region: 426-1448 (340 amino acids)
Molecular function (GO): oxidoreductase activity, acting on NAD(P)H
Source: RefSeq, a predicted model, not a curated record
GAAAUAUUCGGUUCACAUGCCGCCUUCCCCGGAGACUAAGGCGUAAAACGUACGUAGUAAAAUAUACUAUCGUUAUGUAGUAUUAUGGAUGAAUUGCGCAAAGUAAAAAAAAUAAAAAAUAAAAUAAAAAAGAACAGGAAAACAGGAAAAACUCCCCCGCAAAUAAACUCGUCCAGUUUUCUACUGGCUGCCUAGAGAUUGAUGGAACAUGGGAGAAAGGUCAGAAUGACCUCAUCGGGAUUGCGGAGACAAAUGAGUCCGGCAGUCCAUCGUCUGGCUGUCACAGGAUAUAUAUUCUCGUUUUGAAAAGCACAUUUGCAAGCUGCUGUCCAGAGCUGUACUUGAGAGGAAGGAUCGCAAUUGAUCUGCCUGAAGAGAAGGGAGAUUCGUCAGUCGCAGAAAAAUAAGGAAAAGAUAAUUCCAUCAUGAUGAAAGAAGCUAUUGUUACCAGGGGUCCGGAGGUAACGAUCGCUGACUCCGAGAUCCCUUCACCGGGGCCGGACCAGCUGGUCAUUCGCGUUGUCGUGUCAGGGAGCAAUCCCAAGGAUUGGAAGGUAACCGAGUGGCUCGGCAAGACCAUGAACACUGGAGAUGACAUCGCCGGCAUUGUCCACUCGGUCGGAUCCAACGUGUGGGAGUUCAAACCCGGUGACCGCGUUGCCUCGUUCCACGAGAUGCUGACGCCCGGGGGGAGCUUCGCCGAGUAUGCUCUGGGACGGCAGCACACCACGUUCCACUUGCCAAGCAAAGUCAGCUUUGAAGAGGCUGCCACCCUACCUCUUGCAUACAUGACAUCAGCCCUCGGUCUGCAUCUCCGACUCGGCCUGCCGGUCCCCUGGACUCCCGCGACCGAGCCCACGCCGCUGGUCGUCUACGGUGGCGCCUCUGCCGUCGGCGCCUUUGUCAUCAAGCUCGCCGUCAAGUCCAACAUCCACCCCAUCAUCACCGUCGCCGGCCGCGGAGCAGACUUUGUAGAGGGCCUCAUCGACCGCUCCAAGGGCGACACGAUCGUCGACUACCGCAAGGGUGACGACGCCGUCGUGCAGGGCAUCCGCGACGCGCUCAAGGGCGCCGAGCUCAAGUACGCAUACGACGCCACGUCCGAGCACAACUCGUACUUCAACAUCGCCAAGGCCAUGUCGACGGGCGGCAAGAUCACUACCGUGCUUCCGGCCAAGGACGAGGCUCUGCCCGACAACGUGGAAAUUACCACGACAAUGGUCAGCACCGCGCACGGCGAUGAAAGCGACUUUGCCUACGCCUGGUUCAGACUGCUUGCCCGUUGGCUGGACGAAGGGACUUUUAAGCCACACCCGCACGAGGUUGUAGAGGGAGGACUCAAUGGCGUGGAGAAGGGACUCAAGGGCUUGAAGGAAGGCAAGGCCAGCGCAGUCAAGUACGUCUUCAGGAUUGCCGACACUCCUGGCGUGUCAGCAGCUCAGUUGUGACCAUGGUUUGCCUGCCGUCCAGGUUCGCUGUGUCUGGUGAGAUAAGUUCAGAGUAGCAAACUCAAACGACAUAUAACGGGAAGAGUGUUUUUUUUUUUUUUUUAUU